This is a messenger RNA of Bufo bufo (common toad), 2716 nucleotides long. RefSeq names its product zinc metalloproteinase-disintegrin-like crotastatin. Gene Ontology annotation, biological process: proteolysis. Gene Ontology annotation, cellular component: plasma membrane. NCBI's taxonomy places the organism in Eukaryota, Metazoa, Chordata, Amphibia, Anura, Bufonidae. The record is from RefSeq and is a predicted model, not a curated record. The transcript is spliced from 26 exons. Gene Ontology annotation, molecular function: metalloendopeptidase activity. The coding region runs from base 163 to 2640 and encodes 825 amino acids.
UAGCAAUCAAUUUUGGCUCCUAAUAUGGCAUUUGGGAAGUAAUGCUCUCAAUAUGCACAGCAUUAUUGAGAAAUCCUCUUGCAGAUGCAGAUUUUAAACACUUGCAUACACUUCCUCUGAAACCAGUUCAUCGGAAAGACAAGACCGACCAGCACAGCAAUAAUGUUGAGGGCUGCGCUGCUCCUCCUCAUGCUGCUGAGUGACCAGAUUAGAGGUUUAAAUGGAAUGCCGGAGGGACAGAAAUAUGAGGUGGUCUUCCCUCGAAAACUUCAUGCACAUCAUAAGAGAGAUACUCAGCAGAGUGAAUAUCCUGACCUGGUGCAAUAUGGACUUGAAGUGAAUGGUCAACCUAUGGUCCUUCAUCUGGAGAAAACUGAAGACUUAAUAUCUGAGAAUUACACAGAGACUUAUUACCUAAAAGAUGGUUCCCCAGUUACCACCAGUCCUGAGAUAAAGGAUCAUUGCUUUUAUCAAGGGUAUGUGAAGAAUGACAACGACUCACAGGUCAGCCUCAGCACAUGCAAUGGAUUAAGUGGCAUAAUUACAACACAAGAAAAAAAAUUCUUGAUUCAACCUCUGAAGAUGUCAGAGACUGGAGCACAUGCUGUCUACCAGUAUGAAGCCCAGGAGCAACCAAAAACAUGUGGGGUGGAUGACACAAGUGUCAACGAGACAAUAAUGACCAAGAUAGACUUCUCAACUACCAGUGAUGAGAAACAAGCAUUUCUAAAGUCAAGAAAAUAUAUCCAGCUUUAUAUGGUAGCGGAUAAUUCUAUGUACAAUAGAUUUAACCGCAGAAAUGGUGAAAUCAGGCAAAGGAUAUUUAGCAUUGUUAAUUUCGUCAAUCAGGUGUAUAAGCCCUUAAAUCUUUUUGUGGCUCUAACUGGACUGGAAAUUUGGGGCGAUAAAAACCUGUUUGACGUGGUCACCUCCGCUGACACCAAUCUAAGGCGCUUCUCUGAGUGGAGGGAGAAAAAGUUGCUACCUAUCAAACCUCAUGACAAUGCUCAGUUCCUAACGAACAUUGAUUUCGAUGGCAGUACUGUGGGUCUUGCAUGGAUCGGCACACUGUGUAGUAAUACGAAUUCUGCAGGUGUUGUACAGGAUCAUAGUGAGGAAUAUGCUCCAGUUGCUGCGACUCUUGCUCAUGAACUAGGACACAACUUAGGAAUGUCUCACGAUGAUAACUGCUGUGGAACCUCAUCUUGUAUCAUGGCUCCAUCUUUAAGCCAUAACACCCCACGAACCUUCAGUUCCUGUAGUCGGCAAGACUAUCAGAAGUUUAUUCUGGAACAUAUGCCUGUAUGUAUGAAGGACAAGCCAAAGAUGGAGGAAAUCCAGUCGACUCCUGUGUGUGGCAAUAAAUUCACAGAAAGAGGGGAAGAAUGUGACUGCGGCUCUGUGCAGGAAUGUACUGACAAAUGCUGUGAUGCGGCCACGUGCAAACUAAAACAAGGUGCCCAGUGCUCAGAGGGUGAAUGCUGUGCGGACUGUCAGCUGAAGUACGCCGGUUUCGUGUGUAGACCUGCCAAAGACGACUGUGAUCUGUCUGAUAUGUGUGAUGGGAAAUCGGCCUCGUGUCCCUCUGAUGGUUUCCGGAUGAAUGGAUCUCCUUGCAAGAAUGGGGAGGCUUAUUGCUAUAAUGGGAAAUGUCCCACCCUUAGCAGCCAGUGUGAAACUUACUGGGGAGCAGGUGCUUUGGCUGCUCCUAAUUCCUGCUAUGAAACUAGCCGAAGAUAUUGCCCCCAGUCUAGGUACGGGCAAUGUGGAGUGUUGUACUGUUCUCGAGGUAGCAGUCAACCCGUCAUCAAAAACUUUGGUUACUGCAGUAUCUCACAAUGUAAAACUCUUAACCCAGAAGUCCUGGUGGAACCUGGAACAAAAUGUGGAGAUGAGAAAAUGUGUAUAAAUGGGCAGUGUUCUGCAGUUCUAAUGCCCUCCCGACCUGCAGACUCAAACUGUGCUACAAAGUGCCCUGAACAUUUGAUGUGUAUAAAUGGGCGAUGCACUGCAAUUCCAACACCCUCCCAACCUGCAGACUCAAACUGUGCAACCAAGUGCCCUGAACAUUUGAUGUGUAUAAAUGGUCAAUGCGCUGAAAUCCCAAUGUCCCUCCGACCAGGAGAAUGCGAUGCCAAGUGCCCCGGAAAUUCGGUUUGUAACAAUGUGCUGGAGUGCCAAUGUGACGAAGGCUGGGCACCACCCGACUGUGACACCAGACCUAACAGUAGAAGCUCCAGCACCAUUGUGCUUGCAGUCCUCAUUCCUAUUGUGAUCCUUAUAUUGGUUAUGGUGGGUCUUUGGUUCUACAAGACGUGUCAGAUGAAGAAGAAGAAGAGAUCUCCUGAAGAAGGCUCAGGUGUGACCAACCCUACCUUCAACAUCCAAAAUAAGAUUCCUCAGCAACCAAAUUCCUAUCAGAAUCCACAACAAUACCCUGGAAGACCUAUGUAUCCUCCACAGCCACCAGCAGAGUACCAGAAGCCUCAGCAAUACCCUGGAAGACCUAUGUAUCCUCCACAGCCGCCAGCCCAGUACCAGAAGCCUCAGUCAUUUCAGAAGCCAGAUGCUGCCCCUUCUUCUAGACCAAUGUAUCCCCCGAUGCCACCACAGGCUGCUAAACCCAACUACAGAAGAUAAGAUGGGCAUCCCUAGCCGGAAGACAUUGGUAUUGGAGGGAACCAUUUUCAUAUUCUACGGUGCCCUCUACUGGAAA